AUGAGUGCAGCGACUGAGUCUCAACAGAUCGAAGAUGCCUUCAACAGCUUGUCGCUGAGAGACGCUAAGGAUGAUCUCGCUAAUUGCGUACGAAGACCUGAUACCCGUUUCUGCCAAUAUGUUCCCGUUACAUUCGGAAAAAGCGACAUGGUUGUAUAUCAUUAUGAUAUCGAUAUCGACAUACAGUCCACCCUCAGAUCAAGAGACUCGAAUGGUGGCCAGAAACAAUACAAGGAGUUGAAAUGGAAGAUCUGGAAGGAGCUUUGUGCUACUGCGCCAGAAGGUGCGAUUAAAGAAGGUCUUGCCGGAGCAGCUUUUGACAGGGAGCGUAACUUUUAUGCCACAUUCAAGUUACCACUUAGCAGGGCCGUUGCAAACCUCAAGGUCGAGCUCAAAGAUGAGGAAGGGCAAACUCCCACUCAAAGAGGAAGGCAAAAUCGAAUCUUCAACGUUAAAGUUCAAUUCGCGCGAGAGAUCGACUUGAACGUAAUCUUGUCAUACUGUCAAGGCCAGGCCUUCGAUCCCGACACGAGAGAUAUGGUAGCUAUGGGUAAAGCUGCUAUCAACACCCUUCUUCGUCAAGAUCUGUAUGACCGAUUUGUUCCGAAAGGAGGUCAAGGUAGAAGAUCCUUUACUCUCGAUGACGCUGUGCCCAUGAGUGGCGUCGGAUCGGUCCUCAAUGGAUUCAUUCAAUCCUUCAUUCCCAGCCAAAGUGGCUUUCCCGCGGUUCAGCUUGAUACUGCUUAUGGUCCAUUCUUCCGAUCUGGGAACCUGCUAGAAAUCGUAACGGAGAUCUUCAUGGGCGAUGGCAAUGGUAGUGGUGGAAGAGGCGGUAGAGGUGGCAGAGGUGGUCCAAGAGGAAGAGGUGGCUUUGGUCCGGGAUUGGGCAACUCCUCUGCCCGCUUGGCAGAUAUACUGUCCCGACGAUACAGUCACGAAAAAUUGAAAAAGUUGUUUUGGGGUGCCAAAUAUACCUUAACCUACCGAGCAACCACACGACCUUUUAGAAUUGAAGGCUUCACAACUGAAACAGCUGCACAGAUCAGAUUCGAGAUCAACGAACACAACAGUCCACAAAAGAAGAUGGUUUCUGCGGUUGAAUAUUUCAAAUCUCUAUAUAAUCUUACAAUCAGGCAUCCAGACUUACCUAUGAUUGUGACUGGCAAAAACAGAGGGAGAAAGUUGAUUCCGAUGGAGUUCGUUCAACUUACGGAAUUUAAUGGUAUCCCCUUCACUGCAGUGUCGUCCACUCAGACUGCUGAAAUGAUAAAGGUGGCAGCGAAAGCACCUGCCGAUCGAAGAAAGAAGAUCAUGGGUUGGCGUGCCAAGCUCGAUUACUCUCGAUUACCUAAGAUAAGAGAUUGGUGCCUUGAAGUCAGCCCCGACAUGGUGAGACUGCAAGCUAGGAUCCUUGAUCCACCUAAGGUGAAUUAUAAGGGCAGAGCGGUAACACCAAUCAAUGGCGCUUGGAAUCUGAAUGACAACAAGUUCGUGAAAGCCAAUAAACCUCUGUCAGCCUGGUCAAUCUUGUGUUUUGACAGAUACCUUGAUGAUGGCGGGAUCAAAUCCGUUAUGGGGCAAUUGAUGUCGACCUUGUCGAGAAACGACUGCAACGUUCAAGGCAGAGAACCGCCGAUCCACAGGGGGGACUUGACAAAUCUCGUAGCAUCGCUUAGUGCCGCUGCAAAUCUUGCUUCCAAAUACGGAGGAAACGUUUAUCCCCAAUUGAUUGUUAUCGUUGUACCAUCUAAGGAGUCUGGUUUAUAUCAAGCUAUCAAGAGAAUUGCUACCAACGAGCUUACAAAGCCUGUGGUAACUCAAAUCAUGCUCUCCGCCAGGUUCAAAAUUGAACGAGGCCUUUCUAUGUAUCUGAGUAAUGUGUCCAUGAAGAUCCACUCCAAGCUUGGGGGAGUUACGCAUGCGGUGCCGAUACCAAGUUCGAUCGAUAAGACCACGAUGUUGAUUGGUGCCGAUGUCACGCACCCUCCCCCAGCUGGAAAGGAUAAGGCAUUGCUGCCUUCAAUCGCUGUGUCCGUGGCUGCCGUCAACGGCGACAAUAACAUGUACAGACCAUGUGUCCGACUCCAGCCAGGUCGACGGGAAAUGAUCGAUGAUCUCACUUCAAUGAUAAAGGAUCAUAUAAAAUUGUUCGAGAAGAGGACCGGGUUCAAGCCACAAAAGAUCUUAUUCUUCAGAGAUGGAGUUUCUGAAGGCCAAUACGAUCUUUGUGCUACAAUCGAGAUGGAUCGGGUCAAGCAAGCGUUCAAAGAGCUUGAUCCAAAAUACAACCCUAAGAUCACCUUGGUUAUCUGCGCUAAGAGACACCAUAUGAGAUUUUUCGCUGAAGAUAGAAGAGAUACCGAUAAAACUGGCAAUUUAUUAGCAGGUACUGUUGUUGACACAGACGUCACUCAUCCCUUCGCCUUUGACUUUUACCUACAAUCUCAUGCGGGAUUACAAGGUACCGCCAGACCUACACACUACGUUGUCGUCAUCGAUGAGAACAACUUCACAGCGGAUAGGAUGCAAGGACUUUGCAACGAUUUAUGCUAUUCCUAUGCGAGAAGUUCACGAGCGGUAUCUCUCGUUCCUGUGGUCUACUAUGCCGAUUUGAUCGCGUGGAAAGCUAGAGAUUUUGUCUACCCUCCUGACGAUAACAGUGAUACUGCUUCGGUCGCCACUGGAUCUUCUGUCACUGUUCAAGCAAGUUUUGAUCCCCAGCAAUUGUGUAAGUGA
This is a messenger RNA of Kwoniella mangroviensis CBS 8507, 2736 nucleotides long. RefSeq lists its product as uncharacterized. Gene Ontology annotation, biological process: regulatory ncRNA-mediated post-transcriptional gene silencing. The coding region runs from base 1 to 2736 and encodes 911 amino acids. The record is from RefSeq and is a predicted model, not a curated record. The transcript has 34 exons. Gene Ontology annotation, molecular function: protein binding; RNA endonuclease activity; single-stranded RNA binding. Lineage: Eukaryota; Fungi; Basidiomycota; Tremellomycetes; Tremellales; Cryptococcaceae.